Paramormyrops kingsleyae is the source of this 2404-nucleotide messenger RNA. The record is from RefSeq and is a predicted model, not a curated record. NCBI's taxonomy places the organism in Eukaryota, Metazoa, Chordata, Actinopteri, Osteoglossiformes, Mormyridae.
UCUGAGUUACUCUGAGCUCCUUCCUCUGACCCGCCGUAAUCUUGUAACCCUCUCGUUUGUGUGUCAGUGCGUACUGUGGGGGCCUGUGGCUGGCCUCAGUCUGCGUGAUGUGCAAGAUGGCCCGGCUGCUGGACAGAGAAUCCGUGUACUGGCGCUACAGGGACGUGCUGGACAGGGGGAGUGCUGCCUUUGACGAGCUGUUAUGGAACGGUCAGUACUAUAACUAUGACAGCAGUGGGCGGGACCUCUCCAACAGCGUGAUGUCAGACCAGUGUGCCGGUCAGUGGUUCCUACGGGCGUCCGGCCUUGGUGAAGGGGAGUACCAGGCCUUCCCGGUAGAGAAGGUGCAUCGCGCCCUGAAGUCCGUCUUUGACCUGAACGUGUUGCGCUUUGCCGGGGGCCGGAUGGGGGCUGUUAAUGGCAUGCGUCCGGAAGGCGUUCCUGACCGCUCCAGCGUCCAGUCGGAUGAGGUGUGGGUGGGUGUGGUCUACGGACUUGCUGCUACCAUGAUUCAUGAGGGAAUGGUACAGGAGGGACUCUGCACUGCGGAAGGCUGCUACCGCACGGUGUGGGAGCAGCUGGGCAUGGCCUUCCAGACCCCGGAGGCCUACUGCGAGAAGGCCAUCUUCCGCUCGCUGGCCUACAUGCGCCCCCUCAGCAUCUGGGCCAUGCAGCUGGCUCUGGAGCAGCGCCGGCAGGAGGGUGACGGGGAGGCCGGUCAGCUCGCUGCGGGCGGUGGAAGCAGCUGAGAUCGUAUGGGGGGCCAUACGGGGAGCCCUGCAGAAAUGUCAGAGGACAUCACUGUAACUCUGUGAGCUUGGAGUAACUCUGUGAGCUUGGAGAGUCAGACUGUCAAAAUCACGUAAACUCAGAUUCCUAUGAAAACCAGACAGGUUAAGAAGAUGAUUGGCUGAGUCUAGAUUGCCUGAUUUAUUACUCUGACUGUUAUUAUUAUUACACUUGAAUGCUGUAAAGAUGCUUAAAUGAUUUUACAAAUGGCAUGUAUGACACUUUAUCACUAAUCAAAUGCAGGAGUCUUUUAUUGCUGUAAUAUUUAAUGUAGCAACGUUCAUGACAUUAAGGAAGGAAAAAUCAAAAUAAAAAUUGAGAAUUUAAGGUGCUGCGUAUUUAAGCAUGGGUCAGGGUUGCUGAGAGAAACACAGCCCCUGUCACAAUGUAUGAGACCAAAGGGAAUCUUUAAGCUUUUCUCAGCAAAAUCGUUAUAGUAAUGGAUGCCUGGCCUGCCUUUAUUAAAAAAAAACAAACAAAUGAGUUAUGCCAAAAAUACAAUGAGGAGGAAGGAGAUGUUUUGGUAGAAAGGCUGUGAUUAGUGUUACCGGGUCUUUUUGCAGAGCACUGAGGUGUUGCAGGUCAGUAUUAGCAGAUCCCCAGGCCGCUAUACACCUUUCACAGAACAAAUUCUCAACGUUUAUCUUUGUUAGAAUUCUAUACUGUCCCAAGUGAUCUGCAAAAAAGCAUCUCAAUAGGAAAAAGUAUAUUUGAUAGAUUUUUUUUUUUUUUAGUACACCGUAUGCUCAAGCAUUCUUAGCUGUAAAUGCGGAUUCGGAGAUGGGUGUGAGCAUCUGUGAAGGAAUAUUCCAGAGUAAAAAAUGAUCAAAAUUGAUCUUGUAGGGAUUAAAUUUGUAUUUGCAUGUGUUUAUGUAACUGUGAGGUUCUGAAAAAUAUAGAAAGUAAUAAAUUAUGUAUAAUGACAUCACUCCACUAUCAUGUAGUGUUUCUAAUAUAAGAUAGCAAGCAUUCUGAUUUUACCGAUACCAUUUACUAUUACAGCAACAACUUCAAUGAUUGCAAAUAUCUAACUGAUUAUAAAGCAUGAUGUAACAGUACCAUCUUGUGGCUGCUACUACCCUAUGACAAAUCUACAGGGUAAUGGUGGCAUCUGGAAAACAGGUGAGUCGCUCUUGCUGCCAGACGGGCUUCACCUACUGUGCACUUUGUCAACACAUAAUCAUAACCUCAUAAAUGGAUACUUCAUGAGGUCAAAUGUCAUCUACAGUCACCCUUUGGUGCCGGUACAUAGUAUUGUUGGAUUUUGAGGUAAUUUGUCUCAAUAUUUGAUCAGCUCCAGUAAUCCACCCAUAUACUGCCUCUGCAAAGUUUGAAAAAGAUCCAUUAAAUACUUUGUAAGUUAUCUUACAGGCAUAUAAUAUCAGGCAUAUAUACCCUUUUCUUUGCUCAUACUAUGUGGUACUGCUUCAGUUUUAGUGCAAUGUCUCAAAAUCUGACCAGUUCCAGUUCCAGUGUGUCACCCUGGGAAUGAGUCUGCAAAGUUAGAGAAAUAUCUGUGAUAUACAGUAGGUAUAAAAAAUGUACACACCCUGUUUAAAAUGCCAGGUUUUUGUGAUGUAAAUAAAUGAAACCACAAUAAAUCAUUUCAAAACUU